GGUAAGAGGGUUUCUAUUUAUACCAAUACCACCAUUGACAUAUAUCACUCUUUAAGAGAGAACACAAGAAGAACAUUCAAUGGAGGCUAAGACUAAGAUGUCUGAGGUGCUGCCGUUCAUAAUCAUGGUGAUUAUGGAAGGUUGGACCAUAGGACUCACUAUUUUCGCAAAAACUGCAAUAACUAAUGGAAUGAGCCCAUUUGUGUUCAUAGUUUAUACCAAUGCUUUGGCCACUAUACUACUGUUCCCUUCUUCCUUUUUAUCACACCAAGAGGACAGAAAGGAGCGGCCAACUUUUACUUUCUCUUUGUUCAUGCGAUUCUUGUUCCUUGGUUUUAUAGGGAUAACCAUGACUCAGAGCUUUUUAUUCCUGGGUCUAAGUUAUAGUUCCCCAAUACUUGUGUGUGCCAUGGGACACUUGAUUCCAACGUUUAACUUUCUUCUCUCUCUCAUUCUCAGGAAGGCAGAGUUGAAUUUAAGAAGCACAGGUAUCCAAGUCCAAAUAAUUGGUAUCGUGGUAUCAAUAAUGGGAGCAGUGUUAGCUGAAUUCUUCAAGGGACCACUUAUAAGACCCUCUUCUCACCACCUUAAACAAACGAAGCAACUUCUUGUCUUCUCCUCAACACCAGAGUUUUGGCUUCUUGGUGGCGCUUUGCUUGCUACAGCUUUUUUCUCACUUUCACUUUCCAACUUUAUCCAAAAAGAAACCAUCCAGCAAUAUCCAGAACCAAUGAAGUUGGUUUCUUAUUCCAGCUUAAUUGGAACGAUCCUCAGUGCAGUAGUGUCGUGUAUAGUCGAGAGAGACAUAAAUGCUUGGAAGAUAAAACGUAACAAGGAUCUUAUUCUCAUUGUUCUAACUGCACUAGUAGGAGGUGUGAUUCGUCCAAAUAUUCAAGUAUGGUUAACCAGAAUGAAGGGUCCACUUUAUGUAUCACUUUUCAAGCCCUUUGGUAUUGCCUUCGCCACUACUUUUGGACUUUGCUUCUUUUCUAAUAGUCUUCAUUAUGGAAGUGUGAUCGGAGCAAUUUUGCUUGGAAUGGGAUAUUAUACAGUGAUAUAUGGACAAAUCAAAGGAAAUGAAGAAGAGAGAAGCUCUGAAGAUAGCUCUGAAGAUAGCUCUGAUUCUUUGGACAAGAAGAUACCACUUCUGCAAGAAAAGAUGGAAGUGUAAAUAGAGUUAUUACUAUCAUACUCUUUCUCACUUUCGUGUGAAUAAAACUUCGAAACAUAUGGUUGAGAAAUUCACCUAUUUACCAGAACUUCCUCCAUAUCGUUUCAUAGAAGUUUCCAGUUAUAUAUGUAACAUGAAAUAUAUAAGUUGCGUGCAAAAAGAAAAAAGAAAAAGGUAGUGGAAUUGAAACCUUUACAAUAU
This is a messenger RNA of Vigna unguiculata (cowpea), 1372 nucleotides long. Its product is annotated as WAT1-related protein At1g70260-like. Gene Ontology annotation, molecular function: transmembrane transporter activity. NCBI's taxonomy places the organism in Eukaryota, Viridiplantae, Streptophyta, Magnoliopsida, Fabales, Fabaceae. Gene Ontology annotation, cellular component: membrane. The record is from RefSeq and is a predicted model, not a curated record.